ACACUCUCACGCACACCCGCCCACUCUCACGCACACCACAGGCAGCAGUAGAACAAACCCUGUGCCUGGAGCAGCAGGAACAAGAUGUCUGAUCCAAAAUCUGCAGCAAAGUCCAAAAUGGACAUAGGAAUGACUAUGAAGGAUGAGGAGAAGCUUUAUAAGAAAAAUGGGAUCCUCUACUCCACGAUCAUGAGCCCACCGGAGAACCUGGAUGCCCUAAAGGACAUGGAGGCCAGAGAGGAUGACAUCAUGCUGGUGGCUUAUCCCAAAUGUGGCUGUAACUGGAUGGAUGGAGUGUUGAGGAAAAUUAUCACUACAUGUGGAUACACUCUCCCUGAAGGGCCCUCGUUGAUCGAGUUCCACUCUCCAGACACACAGAAGAUUUUGUCCCAGAUGCAAUCACGGCGCCUUAUUGCGACUCAUUUGCACCCUGAUGACAUCCCUGUCUCAUUCAAGACCAAUAAAACAAAGAUGUUGGUGGUGUUUAGAAACCCCAAAGACACCGUCGUCUCUUAUUACCAUUUCAUGAACAAUAACCCGGUGCUGCCCAAAGCCGAGUCAUGGGACAAGUUCUUCUCCGACUUCAUGUCCGGUGAAGUGGCCUGGGGUUCAUAUUUUGACCACGCCUUGGGCUGGGAGAAACACAUGGAUGACCCUAAUGUGUUGAUCGUCACCUAUGAGGAACUAAAGGAGAACCUGCUUGAGGGUAUAAAGAAAGUCGCAGACUUUUUCAGCUUCACUUUGACGGAUGAACAGGUCCAAGGGAUUGCCGGAGAGAGCACAUUCAGUGCCAUGCAGUCUAGCUCGAAAACCUCUCAUGGAAAGUUUGGCAAGGUCUUUUUCCGGAAAGGUGAAGUAGGAGACUGGAAGAACCACUUCAGCGAGGAUCAGAGCAAGCAGAUGGAUGAAGAGUUCAAGAAGAAACUUGGAGGAACCAAACUGGGAGCCAAACUAAAAUACGAGCAGUACUGUCAGUCAUCUGAUAUAUAAAACGCUGUGAACUAGAACUUUUUUGUUUUUCCUCAUACAUAAAUAUGCAUUUACCUCAAAUAUGGAUGAUGAAAGUAUUUAACUGUAUUUCUAACUCCAGUUAUACUCUAGAUAGCUAAAAUCACAAUAACUCAGAGGUGGUCAUCAUCUCCAGACCACUUUAAUACUAUACAUACACCACAAUCCUGCUUUUUUUACCGUUGCUCCUCCCAUUCCAAGAUGGAUGACGGUGACAGAUGAAGCACGUUCAGAUCUCAGGCAUUACUUUCGACAUAUUCUACACGAAGAAUAUCGAAUCGGAUAAAACACACAGAAAAUAAAGAAAAAAGUUUGAAAAUGAAUAAUAACUGCUCUUGUUACACAUACAUUAGAUACGACAUACUUUAUUGUCAAUGCACAGACAUUUAGUAUGAUAUAAAUGUAUAUGAUCGUUUUUCUAUUGUUUUUAGACAUAAAAGAUUUAAAAAACCCUUUUCAGUGAUAUAUUUUGUGUGGCAUUUUCUGAUUAAUAAAAGGAAUAAAAUCUA
Messenger RNA from Tachysurus vachellii, 1517 nucleotides. Its product is annotated as sulfotransferase 6B1-like. Gene Ontology annotation, cellular component: cytoplasm. The record is from RefSeq and is a predicted model, not a curated record. Lineage: Eukaryota; Metazoa; Chordata; Actinopteri; Siluriformes; Bagridae. Gene Ontology annotation, biological process: sulfation. Gene Ontology annotation, molecular function: sulfotransferase activity. The transcript has 7 exons. Bases 85 to 990 code for a protein of 301 amino acids.